Messenger RNA from Zea mays, 2307 nucleotides. RefSeq names its product cell division control protein 48 homolog B. NCBI's taxonomy places the organism in Eukaryota, Viridiplantae, Streptophyta, Magnoliopsida, Poales, Poaceae. The record is from RefSeq and is marked validated. Bases 469 to 2175 code for a protein of 568 amino acids. The transcript is spliced from 13 exons. Gene Ontology annotation, molecular function: ATP binding; ATP hydrolysis activity.
CAUCACGCAUCACUCAGUCGCUCGCUCCCUCGCUUCGAUCCACCGGCGGCGGCUGAGGUGCUGAGCGGCGAGGCAGCGAGCGCCACUGCGACCUGCGUGCUGCUGUGCUCCUGCGCGGCUGCGCGCCGGUGGACGACCGGGCCGUCGGCGUGGUUCCGGCUCUCCGCGCCUGCGCGGCUGCGUCGCGACGAGCAGUGCAUCGGCACAGUGGCGGUGCGCCCCCCGCGGCGAGGCGGCUUCACGGACCGCGGUUACCGAGCGCCGUCGCGCCGAACGGGCGCGGGCGGCAGGCCUCCUGCCGGCUGCUGGCGAGCGCUGCUGCCUGCUGCAGGCCAGGGCGAGCGGGCGAGACGCUGAGACCGCGUGGGCCGCGCUUCCCUAAGCCAGAGCAGCCGAGCUCUUCGUCGUUCGUGAUUCGUUGGGCCAUCGCCAGCGACGAGCUGCAACCAGAGGUGAACUGGUGAAGUGAUGGGCACGGCGAUCGUAAGCGACGGGGGCGGUGAGGGAAGCGAUGGAAAGUCGGUUGACGGGUGGCAGGCAGAGAAGGCCGUCGCGGGCAACCGUAGGGCACUCGAGGCCCUUCGGGAGCUCGUGGCUUAUCCUUUCCUCUACGCCCGCGAGUCCCGUUUGCUCGGCCUCAAGUGGCCCAGAGGGUUGCUGCUCCAUGGCCCCCCUGGCACCGGAAAGACAAGCCUGGUUCGAGCUAUUGUUCGAGAAUGCAACGCGCACCUGACAACGAUCAACCCAUAUUCUGUACACAAAGCCCAUGUGGGAGAGGGAGAAAAGUUCCUGCGUGAAGCUUUUUCUGAAGCAUAUUCUCAGGCUUUGCGGGGUAAACCAGCUGUGAUAUUUAUUGACGAACUUGAUGCCAUAUGUCCACGCCGCAAUAGUAGGAGAGAGAAUGAGUCCCGCAUUGUUGGCCAACUUCUUACUCUCAUGGAUGGAAACAAAAAGGCGUCAAAGAUGCUUCCUCACAUAGUUGUUGUUGCAUCGACUAACAGGAUAGAUGCCGUUGAUCCUGCAUUGAGAAGGGCAGGACGUUUUGACUCAGAGGUAGAGGUUGCCGUUCCUACAGUUGAAGAAAGGCUGCUGAUUCUUAAGCUUUAUACCAAAAACCUACAUCUGGAUGAAAAAGUCGAUCUUCAGACUGUUGCUGCGUUCUGCAAUGGCUAUGUUGGAGCUGAUUUAGAAGCAUUGUGUCGAGAAGCUGCCAAGCUUGCAUAUCAUAGAAUGUUAAACUUAUGUGAGGGUGACAAAGUACUUAAACUACUUAUGGAAGACUGGGAAUGUGCUAGAUCUAUGGUGGGACCAAGCAUAACAAGAGGGGUAACCAAAGAAAUUUCAAUUGUUUCGUGGGAUGAUAUAGGAGGCUUGAAAGAUCUAAAGAAAGAGCUUCAGAAAGUUGUUGAAUGGCCCAUCAAGCAUGCUGCUGCAUUUUCUAGACUUGGAAUACCACCAGUCCGGGGGGUGCUGUUGCAUGGCCCACCAGGGUGCUCCAAGACUACUCUUGCCAAGGCUGCAGCGCAUGCUGCCCAAGCUUCUUUCUUUUCUUUGAGUGGUGCAGAUUUAUAUUCCAAGUAUGUUGGAGAAGGGGAAGCUCUGUUGCGUAGAACAUUUCAGAAAGCUCGUCUUGCUUCUCCCAGCAUUAUAUUUUUUGAUGAGGCUGAUGCCAUUGCCCCCAAGAGAACUGGCCCUGGUGGGAAUUCUAGUGGCAAUGCCACAGUCGGAGAAAGACUUUUGUCGACUUUAUUGACCGAAAUGGAUGGUUUAGAACUGGCUACGGGAAUUAUCGUAUUGGGUGCUACGAAUCGCCCAAAUGCAAUUGAUGCUGCUCUUUUGCGUCCAGGGCGUUUCGAUAAGGUGCUGUAUGUCCCGCCACCAGAUGUGGAAGGGCGACACGAGAUACUACGCAUCCAUACACGGAAAAUGAAGUUGGGAGAGGAUGUAGAUCUUUGGAAGGUUGCAGAGUGUACCGAGCUAUUCACCGGUGCUGAUCUUGAAGGCCUUUGCAGGGAAGCUGGAAUGGCAGCAUUGAGGGAAGAUAUCUCAGCAAGUUUGAUACAUGACGCUCACUUCCAAGCCGCACGAAGUUCAUUAAGCCCCUCUCUUACAAAAGCAGUAGUUGAUGAGUACUCAAAGGUAGAUAUAAAUGAUCCAUCGAGUAGGAAACAUUGAUAUGUUCCUUUUCUAUUUCUUUGUUGCACACUAGGCGCAAUACACAUUUGCAACCUUGCCACCAAGACACACAGAUGGAGAUAGAGAGAUCUUUUUAAGAAUAUUCUUUUUAAACCAAUCCUCUUACCGUCA